This is a messenger RNA of Symbiodinium necroappetens, 372 nucleotides long. The record is from the annotation of a GenBank genome assembly. NCBI's taxonomy places the organism in Eukaryota, Dinophyceae, Suessiales, Symbiodiniaceae.
AUGGGCUACGAGGAGAAACGGGCGCUGGACAUCUCCUUCCUUGUCUUGCCCUUCGUCUGCAUAUUCGCGCCUAUUCUCUUCAAGGAUGCAGCAGCCACCUACUGGCUGUCCCUGCUUACUUUGGUUGGGCUCUACGGGUGGAGCUUCAACACGCCUUUAGAAGAUGAGAGCAAGAUCCAGCGUGGAGCAGGGCAGGACCUGAACCUGCCCGAGCCUGUGAUGUGGGCAAUCAAGGCCCUGGACUUCGGCACGGGCUCCGAGAGAGGUGCACGCUCAGAAGACAAAUCGUGGCAGGAUCAGCUGGCAGCCUAUGAGAAGGCUGCCGAGGAGCUGGCUGCAAAAAAAGCAAAGAUGGCUGAAAGCCCGAAGUGA